Molecule: messenger RNA, 366 nt
Organism: Babesia microti strain RI
Lineage: Eukaryota; Apicomplexa; Aconoidasida; Piroplasmida; Babesiidae
Product: Cytochrome b5 reductase 4
Exons: 4
Coding region: 1-366 (121 amino acids)
Molecular function (GO): heme binding
Source: RefSeq, a predicted model, not a curated record
AUGGAAAAUAAUAACAACUUUUUGUCUACUUUUAACAGUAUUACACCGAAACCUAAUGUCUUCAGUCAGCAGACAUUUAUGAAUUUUAUGAAGGCCAACAAAAAUGUACAUCAGGAUACAAAUAAAUUGAUCACGGAGGAUGAACUCAAAAAACAUGGAAAACCGCAUGAUUGUUGGAUUGUUUUCAAUGGCACAGUCUAUGAUAUCACUUAUUACCUCAAGCAUCACCCAGGAGGAUACGAUCAUUUACUGGAGUACGCCGGUAAAGACAUAACUGAGGAUUUUCGGAAUAUUCACCAAUGGGUAAAUAUUGGUCUAAUUCUCGAAAAUUGCAAGGUUGGAAAUCUUAUAAUAGAUUCCAAAUGA